AUGUCUCGAGCCUCUCUUGUUUCAUCCCGUCCGAUCUCCAACCCCAGAGCGUUCUCCGCUGUAACUUUCCUACGGUCCGAUCGCCCUCCAACUUCGCACGAACUUGAUAUACAUCUGCAAGAACCAGCAGAACCACCAGCACAACCCGAAACCGAUGAGCCUGUAUCAUCGAAGAAUGUCCCUUGGUAUCUACAGGAAGAGGCGCCGCCGACCCACAAAGAGCGCUCGUUGGCCGAAGCCCACCUUCCCCAGCUCCCGGACGACUCACCAAAGAUGCUCAGAACCCUCUUGGAAUAUACCUAUAAAGACUUGGGCUUAGAUGAGCUUAAAUUAUUUGACUUACGCGGCCUCGAAAUCCCUGCAGCUCUCGGCGCUAAUGUCAUCAUGAUCAUCGGGACCGCUCGCAGCGUCAAGCAUCUGAACGUCUCUGCUGACCGCCUCUGUCGCUGGCUGAGAAGUCAAUACAAAUUAUCACCAUACGCGGAUGGCUUACUCGGGCGCAACGAGUUGAAAAUCAAGCUUCGUCGCAAAGCCAAGCGUGCGCGCGCCGCAAGUGCCGCAGGCGCAAUGAUUGACGAAAAGGACGACGGAAUCACCACGGGAUGGAUCUGCGUGAAUGCGGGUGUGGUGGACAAAGGUGCUUCUACGACACAGCUCAGCGAUGUGGGGAUUGAGGGCUUUGGUAACCUUGAGCUUGGGACCAACGUGGUAGUCCAGAUAUUCACGGAGGAGAAGAGAGCUGAUGUUGACCUUGAUGGCCUCUGGGAGACUACACUAGCCCGUGAAGGGCGGAAGAACGUCCGAGAGAAAACGGAAGAUCCCACCAAGGCUAAUGCUGGACCUCCUAGGUCUAUGUCGGAUGGAUUUGGCGCAGCUCCUAGCCCCCAAUGGCGUGACAUUCAUAGCCCGCGGUGA
Messenger RNA from Penicillium bovifimosum, 915 nucleotides. RefSeq names its product RsfS/YbeB/iojap family protein. Bases 1 to 915 code for a protein of 304 amino acids. Gene Ontology annotation, cellular component: mitochondrion. The record is from RefSeq and is a predicted model, not a curated record. The transcript has a single exon. Gene Ontology annotation, biological process: mitochondrial proton-transporting ATP synthase complex assembly; mitochondrial gene expression; mRNA stabilization. Lineage: Eukaryota; Fungi; Ascomycota; Eurotiomycetes; Eurotiales; Aspergillaceae.